Messenger RNA from Pantherophis guttatus, 5228 nucleotides. RefSeq names its product adenosine deaminase tRNA specific 3 (gene ADAT3). Gene Ontology annotation, cellular component: nucleus; cytoplasm. Gene Ontology annotation, molecular function: tRNA-specific adenosine-34 deaminase activity. The record is from RefSeq and is a predicted model, not a curated record. Lineage: Eukaryota; Metazoa; Chordata; Lepidosauria; Squamata; Colubridae.
UAAUGUUUAAGAGUUUUUUUUCUUUUUUUAAACAUUUUUGAAGGAAGGAAGAAGAUGGGAGGGAAGGUGAACAAUGCGACUAGUGCUUUAACUGUCAUCCUGCAUUUAAUUUUGGAUAGUCGCAGUGUUCCAAUAUUUGAGGAGCUGCCACAGAGCGGAGGGGGUUCAAGCUAUUCUCCAAAGCGCCUGAAGGCCGGACAGGGAAUAAUGGAUGGAAACUGAAGAAGAGAUUCAACCUGGAAACAAGGAGAAAUUUUCUGACAGUGAGAACAGAAGUUGCUCUCAGAAGCUGUGGGAGCUUCAUCACUGGAGGCUUUCAAGAAGAGAUUGGACUGCCAUCUGUCAGAAAUGGUGUAGGCGAACCUAUGGCAGGCGUGCCACAGGUGGCAUGCAGAGCUCUCUCUGCGGGCACUCGAACUGUUGCCCCAGCUCAGCUCCACGGCGCAUGCGUGUGUGCCUCCUGCCGGCCAGCUGAAUUUUGGAGAAUGUGACAAGGAUGCCUGAUGGAGCCCGAUUCCAAGCGACGGAAGACAGCGGAGCCCAAUGGCGCCUCCGCUUGGGAAGUGCAGCCUGUACUUUCGGAGCUGGAAUCUCGCGAUAUCAGGCUCAUGCCUGUCUACGCCGCCCCAGUGCUGGAUAAGAAAGAGACCUGUCGCCUGAUGAAAGAAGUCUCUGCUAUCUACCCGUUGAGCAACUACCCUCAUUUGAAACGGAUCCGGGCUUGUCUCUCGGCAGGCAGCCCCCACCCGCUGGAGAUGAUCUUGUGCCUUGCAGGCCUCAACGGAGAGCAGGCCGGCUUGCGGUCCCUCGCUGAACUCUUUCCCAGCGGCGAAGUAGAUUUCUGUGGCUUGGGGAAACCUUUCUUGGCCCAUGUGCCGGCUUGCGCGCCUUUGACUCGUCCCCAGUAUGAGGAAGCCGCGUCGCACUGGCCUGUCUCCUUCCACGAGAACAAACGGAUCAGCCAAGCUCUGAAAGGCUGUCUUUUCUCCCCCCUGGAGAAGGAUCGCAUGCAGGGUUACAUGGAGUUGGCUAUCCAAGCAGCCCAGCAGGGAGCGAGGCAGGGUAUGGAGCCCAUAGGAGCCACAGUGGUGGAUCCGGCCACUGGCCGAGUCCUGGCUGUUGGUCACGACUGUAGAGAGGGCUCCAACCCACUUCUCCACGCGGCGAUGGUCUGCGUUGACUUGGUGGCCCACAGCCACGGAGGGGGAGCUUACAGCUUCGAAGAUUAUCCUGCUUGCACCUUUCUUCCUGCGGACAACAGUACCCAGCCGCCUCCUUCUCUUGAGGACGGCCUUCCGUACAUUUGCACCGGGUACGACAUGUACUUAACUCGGGAACCAUGCAUGAUGUGUGCCAUGGCGCUGGUGCACUCCCGCAUUCAGCGGGUGUUCUACGGGGCUCCGUCCUCUCACGGGGCUCUGGGCACAACGCACCACAUCCACAGCCGGAAGGACCUAAACCACCGUUAUGAAGUCUUCCGAGGCAUUCUGGAAGAUCAGUGCAAACGCUUGGCGUGCAAGGAAUCCUCGUGAGAGAAACUUGUCUGGUGGGAAGGUUCUUACUUUUGAGGCUUCCGGGGAUGGUAUAUAUUGUAUUUUUUUUUCAAAAAAAGAUAUUGGAAGGAUGGUUUCGUGUUUGUGGUGUAGUUUGUUUGUAGUCCUUGACUUAGAACCAUUUGUUUAGUGACGGUUUGAAGUUAAAAACGACAUUGAAAAAAGUGACUUAUGACGGUUUUUCACACUUACGGCCGUGGUGUACAUCCUCUUGGUUACGGAUGCUUGCCAACAGAUUCAUAUUUCUGGCGGUUGCGGGGUCUUGAGGUCACGUGAUCCCCUUUUGCGACCUUCAGAGACAAGCAAAGAUAAUGGGGGAAGCCAGAUUCACUUAACAACCAUGUCACUGAUAACUGCACUGAUUCACUUAACAACUGUGGCAAGAAAGGUCGUAAAAUGGGGCCAAACUCACUUAACAACGGUCUCAAUUAGCAACAGAAAUGUUGGGGUCAUAAGUCGAGGACUACCUGUAAAAGGAUGGGUCUUGAGAUCAGCUGGUGGUGAUAGAGCCAAAAUAUAGGCCGCCAUAAUGUAUGGUGGACAUAAGCAAAAGCCAGUAAAUUCUAGUGGAUAAAGCACCAAGUUAGAAACUGGGAGUCCGUGAGUUCUAGUUCUGUCUUGGCUAUGAAAGCCAGGUGGGCGAUUUUGGCCAGUCCCUUUCUCUCAGCCCAACCUACUUCACAGGGCUGUUGAAGGGAAAACAGGAGGAAGAAGGAGUAUUGGAUUUAUUCGCUGGCUUGAGUUAUUUGUAAAAAUUAUAAAGGUUGGAUACCAAAAAAAUAAACAUGGUCAUAGCAAUGCUAAAAUAGGACGGGAUGUUGCAAUGCUCUGGAUCUACGGUGGAAUUGUUAUUGUGUUUUUAUUUUGCUUUUGAUGUGUCACAAAUUGUGACUUUAUUAACCAUAAAUAUAAAUUGUAAGUCAAGUCUUUUUAUUCUUGUAAUUUGUUUGUUGGUACGCAUAUAAAAAAAAUAUGUUAAAUUUUUGCAUUGCCUAUUUCUGGUGAGCUGGAACCAACUGCUCUUAUUUUCCCUAAAAAUAUCACUUUGAUAUUUUGAAAACGAUGCGACCAUUUUGUGACAUUUGUUAACCGCACCACUCAAGACCUACCUGUACGUCGCUGCUGCCGCCGCCCAAUACAGGUGUGCCUGCUUGCUUUAAUUCAGCAAUUAAUAAUGAUUUGGGAUGACUCUGUUGGGAUUGUAUAUCCCAGGGGUCUGCAACCUUAAACACUCAAAGAGCCAUUUGGACCAGUUUCCCACAGAAAAGAAAACACUGGGAGCCACAAAACCCUUCCCAUGCCUGAUGAUUUCUUGAACGGCCACAAAACUAGCAUCUGCAGUUGAAUUAAACGUUCUGUUUUCUUCUGAAACUUUUCUUUUCUUGGAUUUAUCCAUGGUUGACCUACCGGGGGUUGAAAAUUUCAAUAAAGGAGCCUGGAUAGCUCAGCAGACUAAUGCAUUGUAAUUUAACUCCAGCUCUCUGCAAUUAGGAAGUUCGAAUCUCGCCAGGCUCAAGGUUGACUCAGCCUUCCAUCCUUUCUAAGGUAGGUAAAUUGAGGACCCAGUUUGUGGGGGCAAUAAGCUGACUUUGUAAAAAUAUACAAAAGUAUGAAGGCUAUUGCUUAACGCAUUGUAAGCCGCCCUGAGUCUCCGGAGAAGGGCGGCAUAUAAAUCAAAUUUAAAAAAUAAAAAAUUGUGUGUUGGCGGGUGUCGCACAUCGGUGGUUGUGACACAUAUUUUGAAUGACGGAGCCGCAGCAGAGGGGUGAAAGAGCCACAUCCGGCUCCAGAGCCUCAGGUUGCUGACUCCUGGUAUAACCAACAGUGCUGGCAUUUUCCACUUUUCUCAGGACAGUCUCCCCAAGGAGGCAGUACGGCAGGAGUUGUAGAGUUAGUCCUUUUGCUUUCUACUUUUAUUACAUAAAAAUGGAAUGAAAUAAUGUUUUAAUACCUGUCCUGAAGACACUCAUACAUUUAUGAAGGGGUGGUGAUGGCCUGUAUGGGCCUGAACGGCAUCCUCCUUCCUUUAAAAUUCAUAAAAUGUGGAUCUAUCCAUUCGUAUUAGUUAAACUGCUAUGAUAUGAAUAUGUACCAAACUAUAUGUAGUUCUCGACUUAGUGACUGUUUGGUUAGCGACCAAAGAUACAAUGAAUAUGUCCAAGGUUAUAGAUAGUUGUUUUGACCCAGCUCCCCAAACCCUCUGUAGUUGAAGCAAUGAUUCCUUUAUUAGGAGCGCCAGCAGUCCCGGCAAAAAGUUUCUCUUUUACCUCAGGAUAACAAGUCUGUCUGGCAGGAGAGAUGAAUAGUUGUCUGCCACAUCUAUUCAUAUCUGCCUCUUGCCUUUUAUCCCCAGAGCUAGGGUGGGGCUUCACUAGCAGCGGUGGCUCUUCUGUCCCAAGGAUUGGCCCAUAGAUUUCCACUGCUCUCCUCUCCUCUGCCUUCUGCGCAUCCGUGCAUCAGGCACUGGACCCAGCUUUUCCUCCUCUUCCUCAUCAGCCACCUCCAGACCUGAGGGCUGUUGACUCUCCAUCUGAGGGCUGACGGACGGCCCAGGCUCUGCCUCUGUCUCUCUCUCUCUGCCAGCUCCAUUCCCUCUUCCCACUCAGCUCUCAGGUUGCCUUGAUGCUGGCCCUGACUCCCACGCCUCCUCCUUCUCUGAUUUGGCUGCUGGAGGGGCCGUUGGCCGAUAGCCACAACAGUAGUCCUCGACCAUUCAUUCAGUGACAAUUUGAAGUUAUAACAGCCCUGAAAAUGUGACUUGUGACCAGUUUUCACACUUAUGACGGUUGCAGCACAUGAUGAAAAUUUGGACGCUUAGCAACGGGCUCAUUUUUAUGACCGUUGGGGUGUCAUGAGAUCAUGUGAUUCCCCUUUGGUGACCUCCUUACAAGCAAAGUUAACGGAGAAGCCAGAUUCACUUCGCAACCAUGUUAUCACCGUAACAACUGCAGUGAAUCACUUCACUGUGGCAGGGAAGGCCAUAAAAUGGGGCAAAACUCCACAACCGUCUUGCUUAGCAACCAAAAUUUUGAGCUCAGUUGUCGUAAGUCGAGGACUACAUGCACUUACAACCGAGAUUCGAAGCUCUGACGGUCACAUCCCACCCCUCCCCGCUCUGAUCAUGGGACUACAUUUUUGGUGGUCAACAAUUGGCCCAAUUUUUGGCUGUUUGCAGUGUCCUGCUAAUAUAGAUGAAGCGGGAUCUGAUAGAUGACCACUGGAUAACUUUCUAUUCACUCUAUUCUAAAAGCAGGAAAUGCAUCCGGUUGGAAAAAGUACAAAGUCAGCCAAAAACCUUUUGAUACCUUUAGGAGGCCUCUAAGUUGUCAGAAGAUAGGAACAUUCUAAUGACAUACAGCUUAAAGGUUGGUAAGGUCAAGGGUAUCCACAUGAGCUAGAAGUCGUUUAUCAACAGAAGAUAAUUUGAAUCUAUGCUCCAGUAAUUUACAGAACAAUUAUGAUUGUUUGGCAAGGAUAAUGUAAAACUUUAGUAAUUAGGAAAUGUCAAUUAAAUAUAACAAAUGUAUAUGACCAUAUAAACUGCUGAGUUAACAGAAUCCUUUGUUUGAAAAUGUAUAAAACUGUGGUCUCAGAAUCAUAAAGUUGUUCAGAUUUUUAGGUACGCAUACCUCUCUGAACCUUGCGCAAUAAAACUGUCUCCGGAUGACCUAGGAA